This is a messenger RNA of Cucurbita maxima (winter squash), 1911 nucleotides long. RefSeq names its product anti-sigma-I factor RsgI6-like. Bases 48 to 1883 code for a protein of 611 amino acids. The transcript is spliced from 7 exons. The record is from RefSeq and is a predicted model, not a curated record. NCBI's taxonomy places the organism in Eukaryota, Viridiplantae, Streptophyta, Magnoliopsida, Cucurbitales, Cucurbitaceae. Gene Ontology annotation, biological process: carbohydrate metabolic process. Gene Ontology annotation, molecular function: hydrolase activity, hydrolyzing O-glycosyl compounds.
UUUCCAUAAGAUAAUAAUAAAUCCAAAUAUUGAAUUUAAUAUAUAAUAUGAGGAAUUUGUUAGUACAGUCACCAAAACAAACAUUGCUUUCAAAGGCAACUUUGUUCUUCAUUUGUCAUCUCAAAGUGAUGAACAUUUCCAGAGCUCUCAGCCUCUUUUUUCUUCCCUUCAUUUUGAUAUUUUCAGGAAAGUUCAUAACCAUCCAAGGUGUCUCUUAUGACUAUUCUGCCACAACUGAAUGUCUAGCUAAGCCAUGGAGGGUUCAUCAUGGAGGAGGGAUCAUAGUGAAUCCAGAGUUCAACAAUGGAACUGAAGGAUGGAAAGUAUAUGGAGGAGGAGAAAUAAAGCUAGGGUGGUUGAAACAAGGCAACGACACCAAUACCUUCAUUGUAGCUCACAAGAGGACUCAACCAAGGGAUAGUCUCUAUCAGUUGGUUCAUCUCCAAUAUGAAAAGCUCUAUAGUUUCUCUGCUUGGGUUCGACUAAGUGAAGGGAACGCACCUGUGGCUGUUCUAUACAGAAAUAGUGAAUGGGGUGAGGUUCGUAAUGGUGGUGAAACCAUAGCCCAGCAGGGCUGCUGGAGUUUGAUCAAAGGUGGCUUUGUCUCUAAUUUUACAGGCCAGGCUGAGCUUUUUUUUGAGAGUACAAAUACGACAGCAGAUAUUUGGAUUGAUAAUGUCUCACUGCAACCAUUUACAAAGGAACAAUGGCGAUCCCACCAAGAAGAAAGUAUUAAUAAGGUGAGGAAAAGCAAGGUGAGGCUGCAAAUAACUCAACCAGACAACUGUACACUAGCAGGUGCAAAAGUCUUCCUCGACCAGAAAAAAAGAAACUUCCCAUUUGGGGCAGGAAUGAACAGCCAUAUCCUUUCCAGCAAAAGAUACCAACAAUGGUUUGCAUCAAGAUUUGAUUAUGCCACUUUCACCAAUGAACUUAAGUGGUAUAGCAAUGAGAAAGUACAAGGCCAAGAAAACUAUACCAUCCCUGAUGCAAUGCUUAAGUUUGCCCGUCGUAAUGGUAUUAAAGUCAGAGGACACAACAUUUUCUGGGCCGAUCCCAUUUAUCAGCCAGAAUGGGUCAAGUCACUCAGCCCUAAAGAUUUGAUGAAAGCAGCCAAUAGAAGAAUCAAGUCCGUGCUUAAGAGAUACUCCGGAAAGUUUAUUCACUGGGAUGUCAUGAACGAAAACGUGCACCACAGAUUCUUCGAGGACAAACUUGGUGAAAAUGCCUCUGCAAUGUACUUCAAGAUAGCACAUAAACUAGAUAAGAAACCGCUUCUUUUCCUCAACGAAUUCAAUACCAUGGAACAUGAUUACGAAAAGAAAUCAACCCCAGCUAACUACAGAAACAGACUCUUCCAAAUCCUAUCGUAUCCCGGGAACGAAAAUAUUCCAGCAGGAAUCGGCUUGCAGGGCAACUUCGGCCCUGAUCUGCCAAACCUACCAUACAUGAGAUCCGCAUUGGACUUUCUAGGAUCAACAGGCUACCCCAUAUGGAUCACAGAAGUGUAUUAUCAAAAAGUCCCAAAUCAGGCACAAUUCUAUGAAGAAGUUUUAAGAGAAGGAUACGCACAUCCUGCCGUGAAGGGGAUAAUCACAUUCGGAGGCCCAUUAUCGGCGAAUUUCAUUACCUUGCCGCUUGUGGAUCUGAAUUUCAAGAACACCCCAGCAGGAGACGUUGUCGAUAAGCUUCUGGCUGAAUGGAAAUCGCCCUGUUUGGAAAUGACAGCCGACGGUGAAGGUUUGGUUGAAGCUUUGUUGUUCCAUGGAGAUUACAAUGUAACAGUGCAACACCCUGUAACCAAAUCCGCCGCUUCUGUUAGCAUUAAAGUGUUGGAAGAUGCCGCUUGUCAGACCUUCAACGUCCAGCUCCCUGAUAAUUGAACCAAUAAUAAACAACAUAUUGCUGAUU